Fragaria vesca subsp. vesca is the source of this 6501-nucleotide messenger RNA. RefSeq lists its product as uncharacterized. Lineage: Eukaryota; Viridiplantae; Streptophyta; Magnoliopsida; Rosales; Rosaceae. Gene Ontology annotation, biological process: meiotic chromosome separation; proteolysis. Gene Ontology annotation, cellular component: mitotic spindle; centrosome; nucleus. Bases 1 to 6501 code for a protein of 2166 amino acids. The record is from RefSeq and is a predicted model, not a curated record. Gene Ontology annotation, molecular function: cysteine-type endopeptidase activity. The transcript has 29 exons.
AUGGCCUCCGCCGCGGAGACCUCUGAAUCUCUCCUCUCCAAGCUCGAAUCCGCCGAUUCUGCCGGGAUUCACCGCCUCAUCUCCGACUACCUAAACCCAUUCGCCGACCUUCACAACAAAAAGAAGAAGAAGACCUCCGCCGACCUCCAAACCCUACAACGCUCUCUCGCCAAAAAAUUCACCCCCUUCCUCAACCGCGCCCUAUCCAUCCUCCCCAAACGCCUCGCCGAUCCUUCAAACCUCGAUGCCGCUUUUGCCCCCGAAUUGUUCGAUAUUUACCGCCUCUGCCUCGACUCCAUGGCCGCCGUGUCGUCGCAAUUCUCCGGCAAGCCGUACAAGUUUCACAUCCACAGGAUCCGGUUCAUUUGUGCCCUCGAGGCCUGGGCCCGCCACCGGGAUGCGGAGUCCGAGGCGCUUAGGGUUUUGAAGAGCUUCAAGGCAAUUCAAUUAGGAACGGAGCCGGUGGAUUUGGACAGUCGGUUUGUGCCAGGUGUCAAGCAGGGCUGCGCCGAUAACGAGUUCGGGGCUCUGAUCGGAGAAGUGGUGUAUAUUCUAGCGAGGUGUGCUUCUGCAAUUCAAAGCAAGGAGGAGGAGGUAUAUGAGCGGCUGCUUUGUAUGGUUGAGGAGUUGGCUCCUUGGUUUAGGGUGCUAGAUGAAACUGCAAGUGACAAAGUACACAGACAGCUUGCCAUUUAUCUCGGGAGGUGUACUCUUUUUUUAGUCGAGACACUUUCAUCCUUUGGAGAAAAUCUCAUAUGCAAGUUCUGCUGCAUAACAGUGAGCGAGUAUGCAAAGUCGCCCAUCAAAGAUCAUAUGUUCAAGUGGGGACGUCGAAUAUGUUCAGCUUUAUUUUCAUUACAAGAGCCUGGUUCGUCACGGAUCAGUAACACAUUGUUAUGCUUGUUGGACUCCCUUGUUGAUGAAUGCAAGGCUGAGAUCGAAUUUCCAGGAAAAGAUUUUGCUGAACUUACUGCUUAUUGUGCCAAUAAGUGUUGUACUACAAGUACAAAUCUUUCUGGUAGUUUGAGAUCUCAUUUAGAAAAGUUAAUAACUCACUUUGAUCAGGUUCCACCUUUAAAUUUGAUUCUAAGGCUUUAUGCUACUGGUUUGCACUACGUUGAUUGUAGUUUAAAGUCCAAGGAUGAUGAUGUUACAUCUUCUGGGGGUGCAAUUAGAAUGUUGCUUGAUGAUGGCGGUAUAACGACUGAUUUGUCAGAUUGUCUUGAUUCUUUAGAAAGUUAUUUCCAAAUUGGUACAAAUGAUAUUUCCAAAAUGGGGUUUUCCACGAGGCACGUGCAGAAGAAUUUAAAGGAUUAUCUUCUGCCUUAUUAUAAUGCAUUGGAGUUCUUAUGCCACCCACUUGUUGACAUAGUUUAUUCGGGAAAGAAGCAGAUUUUUGCUGAUAAUGGAGCUGCCUUUGUUUCUAAUGGACUGUGGGUUAUCCAGGGUGCCUUUCAUCAGUUAUACGAUGUGUUCCUUUCUUUACAAACGUACAGAAUUACUUGUGAUAUAGAUAUAGAUGGAUUUAAGCAGAACAGCAUCCUUCGUGCUUCUGUGGCUGCUUGUAUACUUUCCACCAGAACGAAGCUUAACACACAGAGGAGUGCACAAAUACUAAACCAUGUCAUUACCAGCGAAUGGAUUCAACUUGAUGGUCUAAAGCAUAUAUAUGCCUCUCUCUACAGUACUGGGACACGUUUGUACAAAAACAAGGAGCUGACUGAGGCUUCAGAGGCUUUGAAGCUAUCCUGCAAGGCAUCUUGGGCUCGUGUUAUACGUCUUUGUGAACUAUUUGCAGGCAAAUUAAAGGUCUCCAUUGCUGAUCUUUCCAAAGAUACCAUUUUAGAUGUCUUGAAUGAGUCAUGUACAGUAAGCGCUUUUUUAUUGGAUAUUCUUAACCAAGUUGAUAAUCACGAGGUGAAAAGAGCUAUGGUAGAGUGCCUUGAAACUUGGUCUACUGCAGUAAAUUUGUUUGGGAAGCUGCCAGGUCCAAUGUCUGUGGUGAAGCAGUGGGUUAAGAUGGAAUGUAAGUGCUGUAACAAUGUGCACAUUGAGGAUAGCUGUCCAACCUUAUACAGUCUGCUGUCAUCUUCUAAGAAUUUAUCAAAGAAGACGACUGAGAUAAUCUUGGAGCAGGGACUUCUUGCUUAUGAGCAAAUGUAUGCUGUGAACCCUGAGUUUUGUCAGAAGAUGCAAAUGCAAAUUAUAAACAUACUACUGCAAGAUGUGUAUGUCACUCCAGAUAGUUGGUUGCAAAAAGCAAAAAUAUUAGUGAGAAAGGGAAGAUGGUUAAAACUCUAUGGAAUCAAUGGUCUAAAGGACUGUAUCUGUUGUUUAACAGAAGCAAUAACUUUACUUGUAAGCAAUCAGAGUAAGACGUAUGGUAACACCAGUAUCCAUGAAACAUCUCCUCGACAUGAAUUAGCUGUGGCAUAUUGCUUACGAGCGCUUUGUACCCAGGAGGAUGAACCGCAAUCAGAGAAAAUGUUUCAAGAUAUCCGUGCUGCCCUUGAUGCAUGGUUGGGAAUUUCUACUAUAGACAUGUGCUCUCCAGACGACAAAUGCUUCAUGGUGUCUGAAAGUACGAUGACACUCCUAUAUAAUAUUUUUGAUUUGUUAUCUAUCAAGGGUCACAUGGAUUAUUAUCAUGAUAUAUAUAGGAUUUUGAUUAGAUUAUAUAACUGGAAAAAUAUCCCGUUAGAGAAGUGCUUGGUCAGAUUGUGGGAGUGCAGGAGAGUUAGUCAUGCCCUUUGUAGUUCGCCUGUUAAUGAUACACUCGUCAUGAACUUAUCAGAUCAUUUUGGUGAACUUCCAAAAUCUAUUGAGUUUUGGGUAGAUUCUCUUAAAGGAUCCCGACAAUUGGUAAUAGGGUUCCAACAUAAUUUCUCAUUUCUAUUUGCAAAUGUACCUGGGAGACCAUGCAUUCCUAAAAACUUGUUCCGAUGUGAAAUCACAGUUGAUGAAGUAAAAGAAGCUGCUCUUGAACUUAUUUCAAGUGUUCCUGUUUCGAGUCAGUCGUCUUAUGUAACUGCAUAUCUCUACUAUGAUUUAUGUGAAAGACUAGUUUCAAACGGCCAGUUAGUUGAGGCUCUGUCAUAUGCAAUGGAAGCUCACCAGUUGCGCCGUGAACUGUUCCAAAAGAAGUUUGCAUACUGUUUUGUACAAAAGACUGAAAAGUACAAUGAAACUGGGGAUACCUAUCAGAAGUUUACACUGAAUGAUCAUAAUCUGGUAUUGCAAAGAUCAGUUUCCCGUGAAGUUUGGUCCUUUGACACUAGUUCAUGUAACUUGGAAAAGUGUUAUCUUAGUCCUUAUAAUGUACUUCAAUGUUAUCUUGAAAGCACUCUUCAGGUAGGGGUUAUCCAUGAAAUAAUUGGUAAUGGAGCUGAGGCUGAGGUACAUUUACAGUGGGGAAAGACUAUUUCCUGCUCACAAAGCUUGCCACUAUUUACAGUUGCAUUUUGUUCGGUCUUGGGAAAACUGUAUCUUAAGAAGCAGCUUUGGGAUUUGGCAGAAAAGGAACUGCAAAGUGCCAAGCAAUAUUUGGAUGCUAGUGAAAAAGAUAUUUCUUGCUUAAAGUGCAGAUUGAUGCAAGAAGCAACUGUUGAGCUGAAUCUUGCUGAUUUAUACCAAAGGAAAUUGUAUAGUUCAAGGAGUGCAUCUUUAGAGAAACCAUCUUGUGCUGAAAGUUUGUACAAUUCAGCACUUACCAAGCUAAACCUUCCUGAGUGGAAAAACUCUGUUAGUUGCCCCGGACUAACUGUACUUAAAGAAGUUGGAAAUUCUGGUGGCAGUACUUCUAGUCAUUUUGCAGAAACCAAGGUGGAACCAAAAGGCAAGAUAGAAGCUAAAAAGUCUAGGACUAAGAAUGCCCGAAAACCAGUGGGGAGGGAUCAAGUUUCAGUUCCUUACAAUUUGAGGUCCACUCAGUCUAGAUCCCAAUCUUGUCAUAACCAAAGUGUAAGAGGUACUGGUGUCCAAGUUGGUGAUUCAAAAAAUUCGAAACGAAGCACUGAGUGUGAUUCUUCUGAUAAUUUAAGUAACAGAGACUUUCUUUUGGAUUUGGAAUGUUGUGAGGUUUCAUAUGGGUGUGACCAAACAUGCAUUUGCCACAAAACGAGGUGUUGGCAAUGUCUUCCCAUGGAAGUUAUGGAAUCUGGGCUACUGAAAAACUUUGUAGAUUUGAAAUGGGAGUAUGUCCGCAGGCGUCUCUCUCUCAGGCUUCUGACAGGAUUAGGAAAUUGUUUGGAGCAUCAAGGUCAAAUUCAUGAAGCAAAUGAAUUUAUCCUGCAAAGCGUAUCAGUUUUAGUCAGCAGGAACCCAUUUUCUAUGACUACCUCAUCUGUUCCGCCAACUUGCUUGCUUGAUCUAAUGGCAAAGGAAAUCCCUGGGGAUGUGCUUAGUGUUGAGCGUGCGGAGAUACUGUACAGCAUAUGUUGGCUGUCUUUAAAGAUUCGUUCCAAGAAUAAGAGGGUUCUUUUUUCUGAUCUGCCUCAUAUCCAUCUACCAAAACUAGUGUCAUGGUUGAUGUUAGCUUUUGUGCUCUGCCGUGAGGUUCCUGUACUUUUUCAGAAGGUUUCUAGAUUGCUUGCGGCUAUAUUUUUACUUUCUGCCUCGAGUGAAACUUUUUCUCUGUCAUCUUCUUGCAAAAAUCUCCACGAAAAUCAUUGGGCUUCUUAUUUCCAUCAAGCUUCAAUUGGCGCGCAUCUCAAUUACCAUUUUUUUACGAAAAUAUCUGAGAGGUGUAAACUCCAACACCCUGUAAACAGUGAGUUAUCCCCCAAGAGUAAUGCAGCUGCGUUUGAUGUCCUAUUCGGAUUGUCACUAUUAGAAAUCAAGCCAAGUGUUACUUUGGGGGCACAUGUUGCUGGCUCAUGCUUGGUACCAGAAAAACAGAAUUUACAUAGGGUCGCUCCUGAGUCAACUCAAUACCUUGAAGAAUUUGUGACAGAAUUCUUUUCAGGCCUUCCAUGCACCACAAUCAUCUGUAUAAGUGUGCUUGGAGGCCCUUAUGCUAGUUUGUUACAAGAAUUGUUGUGUUUUCCAUCACUUGUGCAUGCAUGGAUUGUGGUUUCACGCUUGAACUCUAAGAAUCAACCUAUCAGUGUGCUUCUGCCAGUGGAUUCAGUAUUAGAAGGAGAUUCAGAUGAUGAUAGUUUUUCUGGAAUAAAGAAUUGGCACUGUCCAUGGGGUUCCACUGUGGUUGAUGAUGUAGCUCCGGAGUUUAGAUUGAUAUUGGAGGGGACUUAUUCAUCAUCUGUGAAACAUCCUGUACAAGAUACAAAUGAGAAAAAGCUUUACUGGUGGGUGCAGAGGAAGAAUUUUGAUCGCCGCCUUGGUGAAUUUUUGAAGAAUUUGGAAGAUUCAUGGUUUGGUGCUUGGAAACUUAUGCUACUGGGUGAAUGGUCAGACCGUGAGCAGUUGGACUCGGUACUUGAGGAUCUAGUGUGCAGUUUGAAAUCCAAAUGCAAAAUGGAGAUAGAUGAAAGUGUUUUGAAAGUCAUCCUUGGGGGUUCCAAAUAUGACUUUGAAGGAGGUCCAUUUGUUACACAGCUUUGUCGUAAGAAAGGUUCCUACAUUAAUAAAUUUGGAUGUUUAGAGGAAGAAAAGUGUAUGGCAUCAUGUAAUGAUUCUAGUGGUGGUGAUAACUUGUCUGAGUCAGCCUACAAACUAGUAUCAGAAGCAGUGAAUGAGCUUAAAGGUUUACAUUCUUGUGUGAAUAUAGAGCCAACAAUAUUAGUUCUGGACUACGAGGUGCAGAUGCUUCCUUGGGAGAACUUACCAGUCCUUAGAAACCAGGAGGUGUAUCGCAUGCCCUCUGUUGGGAGCAUUUUGGCAACAGCCAAUAGAAACUACCAGAAUCAAGAUCAAGUUCAGAGUAUAGCGACUUUAUUUCCUUUGAUUGAUCCCUUGGAUGCCUUUUAUCUUCUGAAUCCCAGUGGUGAUCUAAAUUAUACACAAAAUGAAUUUGAGACAUGGUUCAGAGAUCAAAACUUGGAGGGGAAGGCUGGAUCUGCACCUCCUGCUGAAGAAUUGGCAGUAGCGUUGAGCAGCCAUGAUUUAUUUUUGUAUUUUGGCCAUGGAUGUGGGAAACAAUAUAUUCCUAGACAUGAGAUUCAGAAACUGGAACACUGUGCCGCAACUCUCCUAAUGGGAUGUAGUAGUGGUUCUCUGAAACUGAAUGGAUGUUAUGUUCCACAAGGUACUCCACUAUCCUAUUUGCUAGCCGGUUCUCCUGUCAUUGUCGCCAAUUUGUGGGAUGUGACGGACAGGGAUAUUGACCGAUUUGCAAAGUCCAUGCUUGAUUCAUGGUUGAAAGCAAGGUCGAGUCCCUGUGUGGGUUGUGUCCAGAAAUCGGACAAAAACCUGUCUUGUGAGCAUAGGCCGACGGUUGGAUCAUUCAUGAGUGAAGCACGUAAAACUUGCCAGUUACCUUUCUUGAUCGGAGCAGCACCUGUAUGCUAUGGUGUCCCAACUGGCAUAUGGAAAAAAGAGUUGUAG